Molecule: messenger RNA, 5645 nt
Organism: Homo sapiens (human)
Lineage: Eukaryota; Metazoa; Chordata; Mammalia; Primates; Hominidae
Gene: RIOX2
Product: ribosomal oxygenase 2
Exons: 10
Coding region: 882-2279 (465 amino acids)
Biological process (GO): negative regulation of DNA-templated transcription; chromatin remodeling
Cellular component (GO): cytosol; nucleolus; nucleus
Molecular function (GO): transcription corepressor activity; peptidyl-histidine dioxygenase activity
Source: RefSeq, a predicted model, not a curated record
GCUGCGCCGCAACGCAGUGGGCUCGCGGCCGCGAGCAACAGGCCGUGCCGGGUGAGUGGGGCGCUCUCGUGGGCAUCCCAGCGCCGGGGCAGGCCGGGUAGUGCCCGAUCCCGCGGGGCGCGCGCUGCUGCUUUAGGCACCCGGGCUCGGGUGCGGGUCUGGGAGACCUGUCGGUCGGCGAGAAGCCUCGGUGGCCGGCGCUGUGGUUGCGGGACCUGGGACGCGCUCCCAGGCGUCCCACCUCCCCGGAGACUGGGGCAGGGUGGGUGGGGCCCGGAUCUAGGGGUAGGGUCGCGGAAGCCUUGGUUACAGAGAGUCGCACACGUGGCCUGCUAAUGGUCGCGACACCGGUGACGAGCGCACGGAAAGUUUGGAGGCUUAGCAAGGAGGGUGGUGCCGGCCUCCGCCCGGUGGUGGCAGAACUGCCUGUGCGAGCACGGCUUCCACGUGGGCUGCGCCGCCGGGCGUCAUGUCGGGCCUAAGAGACACGCUCUACAGCUGUGAAAUCUGAAGUUCAGGUGUGUGGGGAGAAGGGCAGCUGCAUUACAUCAUAUGCUUCCAAUUCAUUUACCAGCAAAUAAUUCCGCAACGAUUGGCCGACAGCUGGGUUGUCCAACAGGUUACUGAGACCAGGUUAUUCACUGUUUUCAGGAAGGAUAGACUGGGAGGAAGAGGAUCUGAUUUCGCCACUCAUUAGCUGUAAAUCUGGUGCCUCGGGUUUCAUGUCACUGGGCUCAUCUUUGAGCAGAGGAACCUGAUUUACUCAGCUUCUUCUGCUGGUACUGGUUUUUGCCUCCUGGACAUCAAGCUUUGUAACCUCAUGGUCACGAAAAUACAUUGAGGUUUGCAUUUCCUUACUGCUUUGUCUUGAAGACAGAACGAUGCCAAAGAAAGCAAAGCCUACAGGGAGUGGGAAGGAAGAGGGGCCGGCUCCCUGUAAGCAGAUGAAGUUAGAAGCAGCUGGGGGGCCUUCAGCUUUAAACUUUGACAGUCCCAGUAGUCUCUUUGAAAGUUUAAUCUCGCCCAUCAAGACAGAGACUUUUUUCAAGGAAUUCUGGGAGCAGAAGCCCCUUCUCAUUCAGAGAGAUGACCCUGCACUGGCCACAUACUAUGGGUCCCUGUUCAAGCUAACAGAUCUGAAGAGUCUGUGCAGCCGGGGGAUGUACUAUGGAAGAGAUGUGAAUGUCUGCCGGUGUGUCAAUGGGAAGAAGAAGGUUUUAAAUAAAGAUGGCAAAGCACACUUUCUUCAGCUGAGAAAAGAUUUUGAUCAGAAAAGGGCAACGAUUCAGUUUCACCAACCUCAGAGAUUUAAGGAUGAGCUUUGGAGGAUCCAGGAGAAGCUGGAAUGUUACUUUGGCUCCUUGGUUGGCUCGAAUGUGUACAUAACUCCCGCAGGAUCUCAGGGCCUGCCGCCCCAUUAUGAUGAUGUCGAGGUUUUCAUCCUGCAGCUGGAGGGAGAGAAACACUGGCGCCUCUACCACCCCACUGUGCCCCUGGCACGAGAGUACAGCGUGGAGGCCGAGGAAAGGAUCGGCAGGCCGGUGCAUGAGUUUAUGCUGAAGCCGGGUGAUUUGUUGUACUUUCCCAGAGGAACCAUUCAUCAAGCGGACACUCCUGCGGGGCUGGCCCACUCUACUCACGUGACCAUCAGCACCUACCAGAACAAUUCAUGGGGAGAUUUCCUUUUGGAUACCAUCUCGGGGCUUGUAUUUGAUACUGCAAAGGAAGACGUGGAGUUACGGACCGGCAUACCCCGGCAGCUGCUCCUGCAGGUGGAAUCCACAACUGUUGCUACAAGACGAUUAAGUGGCUUCCUGAGGACACUUGCAGACCGGCUGGAGGGCACCAAAGAACUGCUUUCCUCAGACAUGAAGAAGGAUUUUAUUAUGCACAGACUCCCCCCUUACUCUGCGGGAGAUGGGGCAGAGCUGUCAACACCAGGUGGAAAGUUACCGAGGCUGGACAGUGUAGUGAGACUGCAGUUUAAAGACCACAUUGUCCUCACAGUACUGCCGGAUCAAGAUCAAUCUGAUGAAGCUCAAGAAAAGAUGGUGUACAUCUAUCAUUCCUUAAAGAAUAGUAGAGAGACACACAUGAUGGGAAAUGAGGAGGAAACAGAGUUUCAUGGACUUCGCUUCCCUUUGUCACAUUUGGAUGCACUGAAGCAAAUUUGGAAUAGUCCAGCUAUUUCUGUCAAGGACCUGAAACUUACUACAGAUGAGGAAAAGGAAAGCCUGGUAUUAUCCCUCUGGACAGAAUGUUUAAUUCAAGUAGUCUAGUGCCUUUGCAGAAUCAAAUGCCUACUAUUUUAUAUGCAUAUAUUAAAAGAAAAGCAAAGACCUGAGCCGAGGAGAGGAUGAAUUCAAGUUUCCUUACCUGCGUAUCUACUAACAAACAUGAGACCUCCCUGUUACAGGUGGUCAGUUGGCCAAAUGUACUAACGGGCACAUGAAAGAAAGAACAGCAAAUUACCAAGUGUCUCAGAAAAUGACAAAACCAUAUUUUGACAAGUUUAUUUAAUCCAGUGUGGUAGAAAAGGCACAAUUCCAAUGUAUCAUUUAGAAUUGAAUGUCAUUAACCUGGCUUUGUUCUUUGGAAGAAACAACUUCUUUAAAGAGCUUCUUUGGCUCUAGAAAAAUUUCAAACAAUUAAAAUAAGAAAAAAUUUUAAACUGGUUUUUUAUAAUGAAAAUAUACAUACCUUUGUGUAUAGACAAGCCCAUGCCCAUUAAAAUAAAGUUAUCCUGUAACAUAAAUUUUAUUAAAUAAUACUUCCCCACAGAUGAGAGGCACGCAACACCUAUGGACAAAAGGGAGUUACAGAGGCUGCUUAAAAGAUGGAGAAAAGCCUGAGAUUGAAGGAGGAAAAAAACCCAGUAUUUAAAGUCUAUAAAAAAUACUCAAAAUAGUGGGUCUUCGAGUUUAAAAUAGUCAUUGUUAUUUUACAUUCUAAAGUGCAUGUAGGUUGAUAUUUUUUAAAAUAUCAUUGGAGAAUUUAAUCUUUCUUUAUAAAAAUAGAGCAUUUUUCUGCUUUCUGGCAAAAGUUGGGGAUAAAAGGAAAAAAAGUUGUCAAAAUGUAAUUUUCAGUCCAAUUCACCAGGAAAACAUGCUUGUGAAUUGUGCAGUAAAAGGUGGUAAUGACUACUGGAAGCUAAGUCAAAGGUGAUUUCCUACCUGAUUUUACUUACUUAAAUAAAAGUUACUUACAAUGGGAGUGAAAAACUGAGGUUUCUGUUAUUUAGUAGAGAAAUCAACUCCACGUUUACUUAAAGAGAUGGUAAGGUCAAGGUUCAAAUGCUACUGUGUUUUAAUUUGGAUAUUUGAAAUUUCUCUUGAGGCAAAAAAAAAAAAAAAUUGAUGCCUCUCCUUAAAUCUAGGAUGAAGUGUCAACAUGGAGACAGGUAACCACUGUUAUAGAGUCUUGUCACCUAAAGGGAUGUCUUGGUUAACACGUAACAGUGCAAGUUUGGCCAUAGGUUAUUUAUUUGUACUUUUUUAGUUUGAAGGACUGAGGAAACAAUAGCUACAGAAAAUACUUCUUGUGCCUUAUUCCUAACAAAGCUGAGGUCCCUGCCUGGGGUUAGUUACAAGUAUAAAUACUUAACGAGGUGCGUUCAUUAUAAAAGCCUCAGUAUAGAAACCUUAAAGUUUAUCUAGGAAAGUUUAGUAUAUUUUCAGGUGUUGCUAAAAAAUUACUCAUCUGUUUGCAAAAGUAUGACUUGACCUAUAGAAAUCUGUUUCUUUAUGCUUUGUACUCAUACAAGCAUCUAGGUAGGAUAUUAAUAAAUAAUACAGGAUAAUAGCAUCACCAGUGUCCAAUAACGGGCCAUCAGGAACAGGAUUCACGUUUGGUGGAUAUGAGAGAAAAUAAACACUUCAGGAAACUUGCUCACCACAGCUGGAGAUCAGGAAUAGAACCUUUCCAAGAUAUCAUAAUAUUUUCUUUAUAGGAACACUGAGUAAUGGCAAGAAUAUUUUGAGCUUUUCCAUGGUUAAGAGCGAUAGUCUCAGAGGCUGGAGAAAAUGUUCAUUCUGCUCAGUGAUCCAGGAGUGUGAGGACAGUAGCUUCCUUUCCACGUCCACAAGACAAUGACAGAUGUGUUUCCUUCUUUGCUCUUUCUAGGGAUCUUUCUAGGGAUGUUGAUUCUCUCACAAUAUUUCAAUGUCCCAUUUCUGUGUUUCUUCUCCCUCCAGGGGCUGAUUUACAAUUACAUGAGUCUUGUCACAAUAAUUUCCUCCUAAAAUAGAAAUUCCAAAAGAAAAGAUUAUUUGUUCAGGCAGGUGCUUAGCAAUUUCACAAUUUUCACAAGCUUCUGUUCAGCUCACCAUUUCGGUGGAUGAAUGUGUCAUUUACAAAGAAGUCUGAAAUGGGAAGCUGAGUUUGAACAGGCUUAGCCAUUAUUCACCUCAAAUUGGACCUUAUUAUGACUCAAAUUGAAAUACUAAAAGGUAUAAUACAUGAUUGUAUAAGUGGCGUGCCUUAAUGUGAUUCUUUAGAACAAAGUGCUCUUGAGAGAACUCUGGCUGAAUGUCAGGUACUGUGUUUUUGUUUCUACACCAACAAAACUGUGACUAACCCAAUUAAAGCAACAGCCAUGAAUAAUAUUGGCCCUGACCUUGCUGAAUUCAAAAACAAGGUUAAUUGAUACCUACCAUAAAUUCUACCUGAGGGUUUUUAAGGACCAUGGCAAUUCCUGGCAAAAAGCUAGAGAUGUUUCUAAGAAACAGAUGACAUUCAUUUCAUGGUUUAUGGUGCUUGAAAUUUAGAACUGUUCUGAGUUCACGUAGCAAAUGAAAGUUUUACAACUGUACUAAUGAACAAAAACCCUAAGCUUUGUUGUUUGGCUUUUUCUGCUAAUUGUUUUGUUUGUAAAACUGCCUAUCUUAAUUUUCUUCAAGCAUAAUUUUAAAUGACUUAACAUUUCUCUUAUACAUAAGGAUGUCCUUUACCCAAAAUGAGGAGAUUUGGAACUGAAACUAAUAUCCAGGGACACAACAUUGGGUAUCAUCAAAGGCCCACCUUUAACAUCAAGGACAAGUUGAUCACUGAGAUAAGAGCUGAUAGUUCCAUUUUUAUUCAGUCUCCACUUCUGCCUGAAUUGCCCAUGUUCAGUCCAUAGAGCUACUUUAGCUCCAGGUGUGUCCCGGCCACCAAUCACAUCAAGACAUGUAUCACUGGCCUAAAAGGGUUAAGAAAUGAUUAAUUGGCAGUAGUAUGUUUGCUAAAGUAAGUUGAAUUAGGUCCCUUUUAUCUUAGGUAAACAAGUCAUAGACAUGAAGUGUGUGUGUGUCUUAUCUAAAAAAAUACUAUAUAGUAUAAUUUCAGUAAGCCUUUUUUAAUGUCUUCUUUACGGCUGUGGGUAGGAGAUGGUACAGAAAUAAACCAACUGAAAUAGAGGUACUUGUUUUUAAUAGGAUGUCUACAUCUGACAACAGAUGUUCAAUAAAGAUUUGGUGAAUUGGAAUUAAAUGUUAAAUCCCUGUUUGCUUAAAACGUAUUAUGUUGAGCUUGGUUUUCUUAUGAAAACAUUGCAUGAUGGGCUAAAGAUAUCCAGACAAUAAUUACUUUUAAAAGUUUUUCAUUUUUGAAGCAUGAGAAAAAGUAGAUAAUCCAUUGGUGAUACAAUAAAACACAGUUUGAAUGUU